Messenger RNA from Letharia lupina, 1191 nucleotides. RefSeq lists its product as uncharacterized. The transcript is spliced from 6 exons. The record is from RefSeq and is a predicted model, not a curated record. The coding region runs from base 1 to 1191 and encodes 396 amino acids. NCBI's taxonomy places the organism in Eukaryota, Fungi, Ascomycota, Lecanoromycetes, Lecanorales, Parmeliaceae.
AUGCCCGCAUUACGGCAAGCAAAUUGGAAUGUGAGCGACGGCGAUUUGCAAUCCUCUACAACAAAUCACGCGCAAGCAGGCCGUGACCAGGUCUACGAGAACCCAUCAAGUCCAAACAGCCAGGAGGCAUCGACAGAGUCUCCACGUCAUAGCGUCUCAAAUCUGCCCUACCCCUUCGAUUCCCAAUCUUCCUUAGAGAACGACAAUGGCAGCCACGCAUGGAGAAGAAGCUUGAUCGCACGCAUUAUAGACACGUUUCAACUGUCCAAGAGCUAUCUGCCGGGGCAUGUCAAGGGCGAUGUAGAUCAGAUCAUACAUUCACUCAAUGAAUACUGUUCAGGCUAUGGAAAAGUCGCUGCGAUCGAGAAUUUGGACUCGGACUUUUUAAUAUACAGGAAAUUUGGAUGGCUUCGCAAUUACGCUCUGCUACACCUUCAGGAUGAACUUGCUGCUCUCCAACAUGAGUUGGAGGAAUUUGAUAAAUGGGAUUUCAGAGAUGGUGAUCAGAAGCGGCUAGUUUCGCGCCAACUGGACUAUGGACGCCCAGACUCAAGACGCAGGGAGAUCAUGGCCAGUGUGCACGGCAAGCUUAGAGAAUAUGAUGAAGCGCUGUUGCGAACGCAGAAAAUCCAGGCGAUCAAAAGGCCUUCUCGCAGAUCUCAGCGGAACGUGCAUAAUCUGAUACACAAUACUGAAAGCCUAGUCCGCAACGAAGCUGACUGGAUUCGUGAAGGAACCGACCUAGCUGCUCUAGGUUGUGCUGCCGACCGAGGGUGGCUGAAUACUUGUCUGGAGAACACAUUAAACACAAUAUCAAGGACCGCUACUAAAAAGCUCUUCCAAACUCACGAGCAGGAAAUUAAGACUGGAGACGAAGCACUCCACCUGGUCUCUCUCGACCGCCUCGACAACGUCCUGCGCGCCAUCGUUACGAUGGUAGCAGCGAUUUUACUGCUCGUCCCCGUAUACGUGCUUUUCAAGUUGCAACCAACCAGCAUGUCAGAUGUCGAGCGGAGGGGCAUCUACCAGAUCCUCACAAUCUUCAUCUUCACCCUGCUCUUCUCCGCCUCUUGCUCAAUCUUUACGCAGGCAAAGAAACAGGAAGUUUUUGCUGCAACUGCCGCAUACUCCGCUGUGCUGGUCGUGUUUCUAGGCAACACAUCAAACGUCUUGGUGGCCACGAACAAUUAG